Messenger RNA from Acyrthosiphon pisum (pea aphid), 414 nucleotides. RefSeq lists its product as uncharacterized. The record is from RefSeq and is a predicted model, not a curated record. The transcript has 4 exons. The coding region runs from base 1 to 414 and encodes 137 amino acids. NCBI's taxonomy places the organism in Eukaryota, Metazoa, Arthropoda, Insecta, Hemiptera, Aphididae.
AUGUUGAUGAGUCAAAAGCUAGAAGUAGUAAAAAUCGGAAAGCAAUUAGAAUCAUACAAGGAUACUUUUAUGGAUUUAAUUUCAAAAGGAAAAUUUGAAAACGAUGUAUCGAACACAUUAACCAUGAAGGAAGGAAAUAGUUCAUACACUUUUAAAUAUCCUGUUGCGCCACCCUGUGAAGACUACUAUGUAAUUCAGCACUAUAAAAUUAACACAAUUCAAAAUAUUCCGUCAGAUGAAAGAUGGAAACAUGCGGAAGCUAGUAUUAAAAUUCAUACAUCUAGUAGAGAUACAAAAGAUUCAAACAUUUCAAACAAAAUCAAUGAUGUUGUUCGAGAAAUAUUGGACCGUCCGUAUAUCCGGUCCAACCCCGAUUUGAUCCAAGGUCCAAAAUGUGCAUUCAAAUCUUUAUAA